This is a messenger RNA of Dentiscutata erythropus, 178 nucleotides long. NCBI's taxonomy places the organism in Eukaryota, Fungi, Glomeromycota, Glomeromycetes, Diversisporales, Gigasporaceae. The record is from the annotation of a GenBank genome assembly.
AUGUCUUGGGAUAGCUAUUUUGAUGAAACAUCUCCUAAAAACUACCGAUUUCUGGAUUUUUAUAAGCAUCGCGAAAAACAACCAAACUUUACAUUCUCUUUUCAGAAAGAGGCAGACAAAUUUCGGAAGAGUCUGGAGUCGUUAGCUAAAGAUGGUCGUUCAGAAGAUAUGAAGGAGA